Sphenostylis stenocarpa is the source of this 1323-nucleotide messenger RNA. Lineage: Eukaryota; Viridiplantae; Streptophyta; Magnoliopsida; Fabales; Fabaceae. The record is from the annotation of a GenBank genome assembly.
AUGGAACAAGUCUCUCAACCACCACUUCGUCCCAAGUUCAACACCCCCCAUCAACUCUCUCACCAUCUUCUUCAUGCCGAUAGAGUCCCUUGCUUUGAAGAGGUUUCGAAGGAAAAAGAAGAAGAUGAGUUGGGGGGAAAAGAAGUGGAUUUUUUCAAAGAAAGGGUUGAGAGAUUGGAGAGUGAGAGAGAAGAGAUAAAUGGGGUGAUGUUUAAGGCUUUGGAGUCUCUCACUUCAACGAAGUAUUGCUUGUCUAGAGUCAUAGAGGGAUUAGAGGGAGAAAAGGAUGAAACUUUCGUGGACGAUGGUAAGGGGGACUGGUUAGGUGAGGAAUCAAGGAUGUUGUUGGAAGACGCAAGGUUGAUCUCAAGGCUUGCGAUUGAGGUGGAGACAAGGGUGGAUAGGUAUAAGGAGAUGAGGAGGAAAGAGAAGAGAGAAUUGGAGAGUAGUUUGAUCAGUUUGACUGAGGAGAAUAGGGAUGUUAAUAACUUGCUUAGGAUUGCCUUGUUGGAGAAAGAAGCAUUGGAGAAGAGAAUAAAGGGACAUGACCAUAAAAGGACGCCCCUUUUGCAGUUUGGAUGGUUCAUGAUGGGGGGUGGGAACAGUGAACAAUCAACAGAGAGUUCUGGGGCUAAAUCAGAUAGCAGUGAGUGUGACGAGGAAGUUGUUAGUGUGGCCUCAACCGUGGAAAGGAUGAUGAAGAAUCUGCGUCUUGAAAUAACUCAAUUGAGGAGAUCUUUGGAAGAAUAUAGGUCAGACACAGAGCGCCUCCAGAGUCUCACAGAAAAACAAGGCAAGGAAAUUGUAGAAAACAAACUCUAUACAAAGGAGUUAGAAGAUAGAGAGAGGAUCUUGGCUCACAAUGUAGAGGAGUUUUUGAUGGAGAUCAAAGCAGCGGAAGAAGAAGUUGCUAGAUGGAAGGAAGCUUGUGAGUUAGAAGUUGAAGCUGGAAAGAAAGAGAUUGAAGAGCGUGACAAAAUGGUGGCUGCUUUGAAACAAGAACUGCAUAAAACAAAGACUGCUUUGGACAUAUCCAAUGGAAAAUUAAGGCUGAAAGAGGAACUUGCAAUCACUGCAAUAGCUGCACAGGAAGCAGCAGAGAGGUCUUUGAAACUGGCUGAUAGUAGAACAGUUGAACUUCGUGGACGAGUUGAAGAAAUAACCAGACAACUAGAAGAAGCAGAGAAACGAGAAAGCAAUAUUCAUAAAGUGAGACGCAUAUGUUGGCCAUGGCAAGUUUUCAAAUUGACCUCUGCCAAUGUAGCAAACACUAGAGUUGGAAAUGCCAAAAGGAUGCUACCAGAAAUGCAAGCAUUAAUUUAA